Messenger RNA from Camelus dromedarius (Arabian camel), 568 nucleotides. RefSeq names its product Purkinje cell protein 4 (gene PCP4). The coding region runs from base 100 to 288 and encodes 62 amino acids. The transcript has 3 exons. The record is from RefSeq and is a predicted model, not a curated record. Lineage: Eukaryota; Metazoa; Chordata; Mammalia; Artiodactyla; Camelidae. Gene Ontology annotation, molecular function: calcium ion binding; calmodulin binding. Gene Ontology annotation, cellular component: cytoplasm.
AGCCCUUUUUAAGAGAAAAGCCAGGACCGUGGAACAGCGACCCCUGAGCAGUGCUGUCCGUGCGAGCAGUGGGGAUCCCGGAGCUGCUGUUAAGGCAUCAUGAGUGAGCGACAAGGAGCUGGGGCAACCAAUGGAAAAGACAAGACGCCUGGCGAAAAUGAUGGGCAGAAGAAAGUUCAGGAGGAAUUCGACAUCGACAUGGACGCGCCAGAGACAGAACGCGCGGCAGUGGCCAUUCAGUCUCAGUUCAGAAAAUUUCAGAAGAAAAAGGCUGGCACCCAGUCCUAGGGGGAGAGCGCCUUCCUAGUCUGCCAGAAGACACCAAAUUCACCCAUCAUCUGUCAAGAAAUUAAAAGAACCAACCCCCUAGAGAAAAAGCACCUGCACCUGGUACCCAUGCACCCAGCAUCCCACAAUGCAUGUAGAGACCCGCGAUAUUUAUACCCUCGUAGGAAGGUGUAGACAGUGCCGUUGUGAGUGGCUUAAGCUCUGUUUAUCUCCAGUAUCAUUCCUCCUGCAACUAAUUAUUUUCCUUGAUGUUAUAAUAAAAUGGAGUUAAGAUGUGUGA